Messenger RNA from Trichoderma aggressivum f. europaeum, 690 nucleotides. RefSeq lists its product as uncharacterized. The record is from RefSeq and is a predicted model, not a curated record. The transcript has a single exon. The coding region runs from base 1 to 690 and encodes 229 amino acids. NCBI's taxonomy places the organism in Eukaryota, Fungi, Ascomycota, Sordariomycetes, Hypocreales, Hypocreaceae.
AUGGCUACCACCAACAACCCAUCGAAACUCGUCCCAGAACAGCUAUUCCACACUGUUCUCACCGUAAUCGACUACUCCCACGACGCCUCCGGCGCCAACCGCACGCUAUUCGUCCUCAAAACCCACGGCACCCUCGCCGCCGCAAAGAAAUACGCCAGCCACGCCCUAGAAGCCGUCAACUUCACAGCCGAAGACUUUGAAGUCUAUCGCGUCCGCGCCGACGAAGACCCAGCCAAGCCCUGGACCCACGGCGACGGCGUGCUGGUUUUCGCCCGCUCCUUUGAUGGGCAGGAAUUCCUCGUGGGAAUCGACACUACUCCUAACAACGAGUCUUUGACUUCAACUCUAAAUGGAGAGAUAAAGCUGCCCGAGGGCGCAAAGUUCCUGCACUACCUUUUGCAGAUCACGGUGGACUACAACGCCGAUCGUAGCGGCAGCUCGCAGACCACGGAAAUUGAAGGCACGUACGUCCAUCGUGCGGAUGCAUGGACGGCUGCGCAUGUGUCUCUCGAUCCCACAGAGUAUGCAGAGUUUGAUCGUCGGGGCGACGCACAAUUUGUCGAAGAAUGGCCCUUUGGCGAAGAUGUUGCGGUUCACGCGGUUUCUGAGACGGGACAAAACUACUUUAUUGCGGUGAAAAGGCCCCCCGAGCAGAAGCACGAGGUAAAGCCUCACUCGCUGAAAAAAUAG